ACAUAUACAAGAAAUAAGUGACCAUGUAGUGUAUAAAUAUAUAUUCCCUCUCCACACGAAGCCAAGCACACUCCCUUAUACUUGGCUUGAUUCGAGAGAGAUGGCAAAUCUCAGCAAUUGCAAUGAUGAUAGCAAUAAUAAUGGUUCUUUUCUCAAGAUUCCAAAGAUAAAGUUUACAAAGCUCUUCAUCAAUGGAGAAUUCGUGGAUUCAGUUUCAGGAAAAAGGUUUGAGACCGUAGAUCCAAGAACAGAAGAAGUGAUUACAGAAAUAGCAGAGGCUACAAAAGAAGAUAUUGAUAUUGCUGUGAAGGCAGCACGUCAAGCUUUUGAUUCUGGUCCAUGGCCACGCAUGCCUGGUGCUGAGAGAGCAAAGAUUAUGCUAAAAUGGGCAGAGCUAAUUGAAGAGAACAUUGAAGAGAUAGCAGCAUUGGACACCAUUGAUGGAGGGAAGCUAUAUAGUUGGUGUAAGGCUGUGGAUGUUCCCGAAGCAUCAAAUUUACUGCGUUACUAUGCUGGUGCUGCUGAUAAAAUCCAUGGAGAAGUGUUCAAAACUUCUAGGAACCUUCAUUUGUAUUCUCUUAUGGAACCUGUUGGUGUUGUGGGACACAUUAUCCCUUGGAAUUUUCCUACUGUCAUGUUCUUCACCAAGGCUAGCCCUGCCUUAGCCGCCGGCUGCACCAUGCUCCUCAAGCCGGCCGAGGAUACGCCUCUCUCGGCUCUCUUUUAUGCUCAUCUUGCUAAGCUGGCUGGUAUCCCAGAUGGGGUGCUAAAUGUUGUACCUGGAUUUGGUUCUACUGCUGGAGCUGCAAUAGCCUCACAUAUGGACGUGGAUGCGGUCAGUUUUACUGGUUCGACGGAGACUGGCCGGAAGGUAAUGAUGGCGGCAACCAUGAGCAAUUUGAAACCAGUUUCACUUGAAUUAGGUGGCAAGUCCCCAGUCUUAAUCUUUGAUGAUGCUGAUAUUGACAAAGCUGUUGACCUUGCUCUCUUUGGUAUCCUACAUAACAAGGGAGAAAUAUGUGUUGCAUUUUCCAGAGUUUAUGUUCAAGAAGGAAUUUAUGAUGAAUUUGAGAAGAAGGUUGUGGAGAAGGCAAAAACAUGGGUAGUAGGGGACCCAUUUGACCCUAAAGUUCAGCAAGGACCACAGACUAGUAAGGCACAAUUUGAAAAAAUUCUGUCCUAUAUUGAGCUUGGAAAGAAAGAAGGAGCUACCCUUUUAACUGGGGGAAAAAGAUUUGGAAACAAGGGCUACUACAUUGAGCCUACAAUUUUCUCUAAUGUUAAGGAGGACAUGCUAAUAUCACAAGAUGAGAUAUUUGGACCUGUCAUGGUGCUUUCUAAGUUCAAGAGCAUUGAGGAAGGAAUUGAAAAGGCAAAUAGCAGCAAAUAUGGACUAGCGUCGGGGAUUGUGACGAAGAACAUGGAUAUUGCAAACACAGUGUCAAGGUCCAUCCGAGCAGGCAUUGUUUGGAUCAACUGCUUCUUUGCCUUUGAUGUUGAUUGCCCUUUUGGAGGUUACAAGAUGAGUGGAUUUGGAAGAGAUUAUGGAUUGGAAGCACUCCAUAAGUACCUUCAAGUUAAAUCUGUUGCAACUCCUAUUUAUAAUUCUCCUUGGCUUUGAAAUUUUUUUCCCCUUUCAUAUUGUAUACAUUGCUGGAUAAACGCAACUAAAAUCGAUUUGUUUCGGGUGCUCAA
Molecule: messenger RNA, 1695 nt
Organism: Arachis duranensis
Lineage: Eukaryota; Viridiplantae; Streptophyta; Magnoliopsida; Fabales; Fabaceae
Product: aldehyde dehydrogenase family 2 member C4
Exons: 9
Coding region: 101-1621 (506 amino acids)
Molecular function (GO): aldehyde dehydrogenase (NAD+) activity
Source: RefSeq, a predicted model, not a curated record